This is a messenger RNA of Nerophis ophidion (straightnose pipefish), 2490 nucleotides long. It is a transcript of the gene use1, whose product is annotated as unconventional SNARE in the ER 1 homolog (S. cerevisiae). Gene Ontology annotation, biological process: retrograde vesicle-mediated transport, Golgi to endoplasmic reticulum. The record is from RefSeq and is a predicted model, not a curated record. The transcript has 10 exons. NCBI's taxonomy places the organism in Eukaryota, Metazoa, Chordata, Actinopteri, Syngnathiformes, Syngnathidae. The coding region runs from base 16 to 843 and encodes 275 amino acids. Gene Ontology annotation, cellular component: SNARE complex; endoplasmic reticulum. Gene Ontology annotation, molecular function: SNAP receptor activity.
GUUGGCAAGUAUGAAAUGUAUGCGGUAGAAAAACGAACUUCAACCAACGUGAACCGCGCCGCCCCGCCGCUUGUCAACAUGGCGUCCAGACUGGAGAUCAACUUUGUCCGCUUAUUGUCUCGCUGCGAGUCUAUAGCUUCGGACAAACGCGCUGAGGCGGAAUGGAGGCUGGAGAAGUACGUUGGUGCCCUGGAAGAGAUGUUGGUGGCCCUGAGGAAAAGCACAAGCAAACCCACAGCGGAAGUCCUGACGGAAUACACAAGAAAGGUGGAUUUUCUCAAAGGCCUUCUAGAAGCAGAGAAGCUGUCGUCCCCGACAGAAAAGGCCCUCGCCAACCAAUUCCUGGCUCCCGGGCGAACGCCGACCAUCGCCCAGGAGAGGAUGCCGGUCACUAAGACGGUCCACAUGCAGACCAAGGCUCGAUGUACCGGACAGAUGAGGGACGAGCUGCUCGGCACGGAUUUGUCCAGCAAAGAAACAGACCUGCGGAACAGAAGAGGUCUGCCGCUGGACGAGCGCCAGUCGGCCGCCGAGCUGGACGCCAUCUUGGCGCAUCAGCACAACCUGCAGGAGAAGAUCGCCGAGGACAUGUUGAACCUGGCCAGGAAUCUGAAGAACAACACUCUGGCUGCACAGAGCAUCAUCAAGCAGGACAACCAGACUCUGGGUCAGUCCAUGCGUCAGGCGGACGUCAACUUGGAGAAACUGAAGACGGAGUCGGAGCGGCUGGAGCAGCACGCCAAGAAGUCUGUCAACUGGCUGCUGUGGCUCAUGCUGGUCCUGGUCUCCUUCACCUUCAUCAGCAUGAUCCUCUUCAUCAGACUCUUCCCCCGCCUCAGAUGAAAUACACACUUGCAGCUGGUGUCUCAUCGCCAUCAGCGUCCUCGCUCACCUGGUGCAUCGUGGGUAAUAACUGUGCGUUGUAAGUACCAGUCGGGGACUUCCUGGGCGGAGUCAGCCCCGACCCUUGGACCUCCUGGAAGUGACCUGAGGCCCAAUAAAGUCCUGAGUGAAGAACCUGCACAUCUCAACCUCCAUUUCCAACUGACUUGCUUCUGGAACGUGGUUUGGAACAUCAAGAGUUUGUAUAAUGAAGCAAAUUUCUGCAUAAGGAACAAUGUCAAUAUGAAUAAUUGGUUCCGGCGUCGACAAAAGUGCAUGUUUUAGUGAAGGUUUUUAAUGCACAAAGUGCUAUAACACUGAAUGUCAAACAAGCAUAACAAGGAGGGUAUCUUUUUUUGACAAGCCAACACACAGAAGUCCCGGUGCCCUCACAAACUACCAGAAACCACAAAAAUCGUUAACAUUAAAGACCUACUGAAAGCCACUACUAGCGACCAGGCUGUCUGAUAGUUUAUAUAUCAAUGAUGAAAUAUUAACAUUGCAACACAUGACAAUACGGCCUUUUUAGUUUACUAAAUUGCAAUUUUAAAUUUCCCGGGAGUUUCGUCUUGAAAACGUCGUGUAAUGAUGACGUGUACGCAAGACGUCACAGGUUUUUAGGAAAUAUGAACGCUGCACACACACACAGCUAAAAGUCGUCUGCGUUAACGGCAAAAUUAUAUAGUAUUUUGGACAUCUGUGUUGCUGAAUAUUUUGCAAUUUGUUCAAUUAAUAUUGGAGAAGUCACAGUAGAAAGAUGGAGGUGGGAAACUUUAGUCUUUGGCCACACAAACACACGGUGAUUCCUUGUUUAAAAUUCCUGGAGGAUCAGAGCGCGGUCAAGCAAACAUGAAUAACAACAGAAUGUCAACCAGCAGGUUUUGGUGAGAAAAUUUUGGUUAAAAAGUCGCUUCUUACCGGAGUUCAGCUGAGCUUGUGCCGUCGACUCUCCUGAGACAUUGGCGUCAACACACCCGUGGACACACACCUCCGACUAUCAGGUACUAUUAAACUCACUAAAUCACCAGCAACACAAUAGAAAGGUAAGGGAUUUCCCAGAAUGAUCCUAGUAAAUGUGUUUAAAAACAUCAGAAUCCGUCCCAAUGCAAUCACGUUUUCUUUCUUUCUAGUCCGUCGCUAUCAAUAUCCUCAAACACAAAUCUUUCAUCCUCGCUCAAAUUAAUGGGGAAAUCAUCGCUUUCUCGGUCCGAAUCGCUCUUGCUACUGGUGGCCAUGAUUGUAAACAAUGUGAGGAGCCCUACAACCAGUGAUGUCACGCGCACAUCGUCUGCUACUUCCGGUACAGGCAAGGCUUUUUUAUCAGCACCAAAAGUUGCGAACUUUAUCGUCGAUGUUCUCCACUAAAUCCUUUCAGCAAAAAUAUGGCGAAAUGAUCAAGUAUGACACAGAAUGGACCUGCUAUCCCCGUUUAAAUAAGAAAAUCUCAUUUCAGUAGGCCUUUAACCACCAUAUAGCUACAAUAAUAAACUUACAUUGACAUCAUGACUGGUACUCUUCUCCUCCGCCGUGAAAUAAGUCCACUUUGGCAUAUUUUUCCAGAAAAGUCCAGGGGUCUCAUCACAAUUAAAGACUUGCUGUAGUACGAAA